Messenger RNA from Eubalaena glacialis (North Atlantic right whale), 875 nucleotides. RefSeq names its product DnaJ heat shock protein family (Hsp40) member C24 (gene DNAJC24). The coding region runs from base 183 to 632 and encodes 149 amino acids. The transcript has 5 exons. Gene Ontology annotation, molecular function: ATPase activator activity; ferrous iron binding. NCBI's taxonomy places the organism in Eukaryota, Metazoa, Chordata, Mammalia, Artiodactyla, Balaenidae. Gene Ontology annotation, biological process: positive regulation of ATP-dependent activity. The record is from RefSeq and is a predicted model, not a curated record.
GCGGCGCUUCCGAUCGGUGCCUCAGCCACUGCGGCUCGGCUAGAAACGUGCUCGCGUCAGGGCAAUGACUUCCGGCGGAAGCAGAAACGGAUUCCGAGGUUUGGCAGACGGCAGGAGAGGGGUGAGUGCCUGUGGCUCUACUAAGUUUGUUGAUCUGAGAAGGCCCACUUCUUGUUCGAGGGAUGAUGGCAUUUGAGCAGGUACCAAAAAAGGAUUGGUACAGCAUUCUGGAGGCAGACCCAUCUACAAGUGUGUCAGACCUGAAACAAAAGUAUCAAAAACUCAUAUUAAUGUAUCAUCCAGAUAAACAAAGUGCAGAUGUACCAGCAGGAACAGUGGAGGAAUGUAUACAGAAGUUCAUCGAAGUUGAUCAGGCAUGGAAAAUUCUAGGGAAUGAAGAGACAAAAAAAGAGUAUGACCUGCAGCGGCAUGAAGAUGAUCUAAGAAAUAUGGGACCAGUAGAUGCUCGAGUAUAUCUUGAAGAAAUGUCUUGGAAUGAAGAUGAUCAUUCUUUUUCUCUGAGUUGUCGAUGUGGUGGAAAAUACAGUGUUUCCAAGGAUGAAGCAGAAGAAGUGACGCUGAUUUCUUGUGAUACGUGUUCACUAGUUAUAGAACUCCUUCAUUAUCGCUGAGAUUGUUCACUAAGUGGAAUUCUUUAGUGUAUUCAGACACAUGGAGGAAAAUCUACUCCACCUUUGUCCAUUCAAGCAAACAUAUAAAGCUGAUUGAUUAAAAAAAAAAAGGGAUUCUUUUUUGUCAGCUCUAUUAUUUGCAGAGAAAAUAUAAGACUGUCAAAGUCUACCUAGAUUAAUAGAAAAUUAAUUUCAUUAUUCAUAUGUAUUUACAUUUUAUAUUUACAGAUGGCUAAGAAAGGG